Molecule: messenger RNA, 1953 nt
Organism: Xylona heveae TC161
Lineage: Eukaryota; Fungi; Ascomycota; Xylonomycetes; Xylonales; Xylonaceae
Exons: 4
Biological process (GO): regulation of DNA-templated transcription; DNA-templated transcription
Molecular function (GO): DNA-binding transcription factor activity, RNA polymerase II-specific; DNA binding; zinc ion binding
Source: RefSeq, a predicted model, not a curated record
AUGGCAGCCCCCGCUCGCAAGUUCUCCAACAUUCGUCGUUCCAGGCCAUCGUACAGCUGUGAAAAUUGUCGAGCGAGAAGAGUUAAAUGUGAUCAGAUUCAUCCCAAAUGCACCAAUUGCUCUCGGAAUCAGGUAGACUGUGUCUACGCGGAUACAAAUCUAAAGCGUAAAAGCCCUUCUGGAGACAAGGAGGAUGAAUGUUCCGUCAAGGCAGUGCGGCGAAAAGUUGAAGACGACAAUGCCGGGUCCAAUCAAGGAUACCUGUUGCUUCAGAAUGGUGGUCGUUCUAGGUAUAUAGAGAAUACGUUUUGGGCAUGCGUGGACGUGAAGGGUCUGGAACUCGAGUCUCUUCUAUUCGAUCUCCCGCUAUUUCCCCUCGAAGAUAUCUGUUGUACUGCUGGCCAAGGGAGCCACGACAACACCUCUCUUCAUCCAUGCCAACAUUAUAUUGGUACGACCGAGCCGAAUUUUUCUUUCUGGGCUUCUCGACGUCCGACCGGUUUGCGAUCAAAUGCUCCAAGCCUCUCGUCUAUGCUCUCGGCAUUGCCUCCCCGAGAAACCUGUGAUUUUUUCUACGAAAACUUUCUCGAAUGCGUCCACCCGCUUAUUCCGCUAAUACAUAUUACCACGUUCGAUUCCCGAUAUCGCCAAUUCUGGGACUGGCACAAGAACUGGAAAGUCGGAGACGCCCCAGACGGAAUCCUGUUAGAAAAUCCGAGCUUCCUGCCCUUGUUACUCACAGUGCUCUUCACCGGUUCUGUUGCACGCUCAAAAAUUGACGUGGGUCUCAAUAUGUGCCCGCCGCUUGAGACGCAGAAAAGGCUCUAUCAGAUGAUACCACUAGCAUUGGCUAUGGUUGGGUUCCCUCACAGCCCAGCUAUAUAUUCGCUGAUGGCAUUUAUACUUCUCAAUUCCAUGCUCAUUCGAGAAGAAGAAUCCCUGAGUUCGUGCUCAUUCGUGGCUGUAGCAUUUCGAAUCAGCCAAGCCAUGGGUCUUCACAAAGACGGUACGGACUUUGGCCUGGAUGAUAUCCAAACUGAAGAGAGGAGGAGAGUGUGGUAUCAUCUAUUGCACCUUGAUGUCAUGACAAGCAUCGUUUCUGGACUACCCCUCGUUGCCUCGAGCGAAAUGUUCAGCAAUACGCGCAUGAUUGGCGAGCUACGAGAUGAGUAUAUCGGCAAGGUGCAACUGACAAAAGAAGUCGAUUGCAGCCCGAUAAUCGAUUCCAAUUAUAUCCUCACAGCUGGCCGCUAUGACUCCACCUCUUGCAUCCGAAGCAUCCUCCUGCGACAAUUCUCCCCCAGCCCGCUAGGUCUUAGCGCCGUCAAGAACAUGGAACAGACAAUUGAGGAGUUACAAACUCGAAUGGAGGAGCGCAUCAAGCGGCUCAAUUCGCAGUCUCGUGAAGAACGAACCAGUGCUUCUUCGAGUCGUUCGAACUCGGCUCCCCCAACAGCUUCUGAUAAUGGCGAUGCACAUGUUCUGAAUCUUUGGGGAAGAUCACUACUGAAACUAAUGGUCGAAAAGGCUUAUUGUCUCUUGUACCAGCCGACUAUGCGAGAUUCAAAUCUGUGGAUGGAACUACGUGCCAAGGCCAUUCCACGGUUCCAAUCGUUCCUAUCGAUAUUUAUCGACAUGAGCUCUACGGAGUCCUAUCUGCCGUUCCAAUGGCUUUAUCCAGGAGCCUACCAGCCUCUCCAACCAGUUGCUGUUCUCCUGAUUGACCUUUUUCAUAACCCUCAUUCUACAGAAGCUCAAAAAUCUCGAAGGCUUCUCGAAAGAACCUUUUCUCUUCUGGGCCCUGAAGGCCGCAUCACGAAUGGAACUUCACAUGUCGCCUGUUGGCCAGAACAGAGACAUGCUUCAGCCGGCGCCAAACAGGCUUGGAUGAGAUUGGAGAGGUUGAGGUCGAGAGUGUGGCAGAAACUCGGUCUGGACUCGAGUGUGCUCUGG